Molecule: messenger RNA, 2208 nt
Organism: Mandrillus leucophaeus (drill)
Lineage: Eukaryota; Metazoa; Chordata; Mammalia; Primates; Cercopithecidae
Gene: PERM1
Product: PPARGC1 and ESRR induced regulator, muscle 1
Exons: 6
Coding region: 1-1893 (630 amino acids)
Biological process (GO): regulation of DNA-templated transcription; response to muscle activity
Cellular component (GO): nucleus; cytoplasm
Source: RefSeq, a predicted model, not a curated record
AUGCCGCCCUGGGAUGGGCAGCUCAGACCCCCAGCUUGGCCGCCGGGACCCAGGGCCCAGAUGGAGCCCCGAGGCGGUGGAACCCCCGGCCCUCCUGGCCAGUGCUCAUCCUGCCCUGGUCCGGCGUCUUCUGGAGACCAGAUGCAGAGGCUUCUGCAGGGCCCUGCCCCAUGGCCCCCUGGUGAGCCCCCUCGGAGUCCCGAGUCCCCUGGCCACAGCACUGGCUCCCAGAGGCCCCCCGAUAGCCCUGGAGGCCCACCACGGAGCCCCAGCCGGAAGAAGAGGCGAGCUGUGGGUGCCAAGGGGGGUGGGCACGCAGGGGCCUCUACCUCUGCCCGGACGGGCUCCCCGCUGCUCCCCGCGGCCAGUCCUGAGAUGGCAAAGCUGACGGCCAAAGCCAGGCAGGAGGAGCUGGGGCCAGGCCCUACAGGAGCUCCUAAGCCAGGGCCAGAUUUGGGCCUAUCUACACCCGUCCCUGUGACUGAGCAAGGCACAGACCAGAUCAGAACCCCUCCCCGAGCUGAGCUGCACACGGGGUCCACACCUGUCCAGGAAGCCCACCCAGAUGUCUCAUGGGCUAAGUCAGACCUGGCUGUGUCCACACCUGCCUCCGAGCCACAACCUGACACGGCUGUGUCCACACUGACUUCUGAGCCUCAGUCCAGUGUGGCCCUGUCUACACCCGUCUCCACGCUGCAACCUGACACGGACACGGCUGUGUCCACACCUGCCCCCGAGCAUGGCCUGGACAUGGCCUUGCCGACAGCAGGCCCAGCGGCUAAGCUAGAGGUGGCUUCACCUCCACCCGUCUCAGAGGCUGCGCCGAGGGUGACCGAGUCCAGCAGGCUUGUGUUUACCCCCGUUCCCACGGCUGACGCCGCUGGCCCCGCCUGGUCUCCCACCCGCAGAGCUGGGCCUGAUGUGGAGACAGAGGUGGUUGUGUCUGCGCCCUCAGCAGGGGCCCCUGGAUACCGCUCUGGGGAGCCCGCACUGGGUCUCACCCAAGUCCCCAAGAAGAAGAAAGUGCGCUUCUCCGUGGCUGGGCCCGGCCCCAACAAGCCAGGCCCAGGAGAGGCCUCAGGCCUGGCCCCAUCGGCCACAGCCAGGCCCUCAGCCCCCCGGACAGCAACUGGGGGCCACGGGGGGCCCGGAGCCUGGGAUGCUGUGGCCGUCGGUCCCCGGCCCCACCAGCCUCGGAUCCUCAAGCACCUGCCUCGCCCCCCUCCCUCUGCCGUGAUGAGGGCCCGGCCCGGGCGCAGCUUUGCCGUGACCCUCCCGGAGGCCUACGAGUUCUUCUUCUGUGACACCAUCGAGGAGGACGAGGAUGCUGAGGCGGCAGCAGCCAGUCAGGAUCCGGCAGGCAUCCAGUGGCCGGACAUGUGCGAAUUCUUCUUCCAAGACACCGGAGCCCAGAGGCCGAGGCAGCGGGGGUCCCCGGCGCCACUCCCAAGAGCUGAUCCUGUACCGGCCCCCGUACCUGGAGACCCUGUGCCCAUCUCCAUCCCUGAGGUCUAUGAACACUUCUUCGGAGACGACAGGCUUGAGGGCGUGCUAGGGCCGGCUGUCCUGCCCCAGCUGCAGGCCCCGGAGCCUCCCAGAUCGGCCUUCCAGGGUGCGGGGCCGGGGACCCCCCUCAAGCCAGCCACAGUAGAGCGGCUCCACCUGGCUCUUAGGCGGGCAGGGGAGCUCCGGGGGCCUGUCCCGUCAUUUGCCUUCAGCCAGAAUGACAUGUGCCUGGUGUUUGUAGCCCUUGCCACCUGGGCUGUGAGGACGUCAGAUCUGCACACCCCAGACGCUUGGAAAACAGUCUUGCUGGCCAACGUCGGCACCAUCUCUGCCAUCCGCUACUUCCGCCGGCAGGUGGGGCAAGAGCGCCACAGCCCCAGCUCCUAGGAGCCAGGCCCGGGCCAGGGAGAUGCGGGAUGAGGAGACGACCACAGGCACCCAGGACGGGACGAGGUGCCACCCUUGCCCGAGCCCUCUGACCCCUGUCUUCUACGGCGUCCAGGAGGGGGGCGUGUCCUGGUGCUGCUCCCUCGGACUCACCUGAGGAUCCAGCCAGUGGCCACGGCCGCUCCCCACGCCUGGGAGGGAAGGUGCUAAAGUCUGGCCCCAUGCACCUCCCACCCACCUGUGCGGGCAGGUGCUGCAGCUUGACCCUCGAGGCACAGACAGCGCUGCCGCCGGGUUCGUGCCCUGACGCCGUCC